Molecule: messenger RNA, 942 nt
Organism: Dichotomopilus funicola
Lineage: Eukaryota; Fungi; Ascomycota; Sordariomycetes; Sordariales; Chaetomiaceae
Exons: 4
Coding region: 1-942 (313 amino acids)
Source: RefSeq, a predicted model, not a curated record
AUGCCAAUUUGUAACCCCUUCGCUCGGCGUGUCGGCCCCGCUCUUGCCGCCGGACAAGAUGAGACCUCCGGGCCCGGCUUGUCCCCGGCUCUCACGCCGACGACCCCUGACGCCGCGCACCCCGGCUUUGAGAGGGUAGAUACCGUGGGAUCCCGGGCAUCGUCGUCGGCAUUCAGUAUUCGCAGUGGCAGCAGGAGGAGCCAGGACACGGGGGAGUAUAAGAUGAGCGUCGUCAAUGACAGCGGAGUAUACCUGCCGCCCUCCCCAAUUGAACGAGAAGCCUCCUGGCCCCGGCGCUACCUAUCAAGCACCUCCACCGAGCGCAGCGCCAGCCUCACGCCGGGCCGCACCACCGGCGACAUUGAGCACUUUCCCAUUUCCCGCGAGUCGUUCGACUCAUACCGGCGGUCUUUUGACAUCAGCGCCAAGAGCCCCGUCGUCAUAACCGCCAGCACCUACGAUUCCCGCACCAACCCCACCCGCCAAUCCCUUGACUCCAGCCUACGAUCCUUCAACAACAGCACGCGGUACUACCCCCGCUCAUCCCUCAGCGACCAGCAGCGCCGAUGGGGCCCGCCGACCCCAGAAGAGAGCAUGAGCGACGACGGACGCUUCGAAGACGUUGGGUUGAACGAGCAGGAUGAGGAGGGUGGUGGUGAGGAAGGUGGGAGGGGGAAACAUGGUGCGUUGAAGAAGAGGGGGCUGGGGUUCUUUUCCAAGUUUGGUUCGGAUAAUAAUGAUGCUCAUGGUAGUGGGAGUGGGAGUGGGAAUGCUGCCGCCGCCUCGGGGCCGGUGGAGGAGAGUGGGACGGCUAUGUCGCGGUUCUUGCCUGGGUUGGGUGGGCGGAAGAAGGGGCCGAGUGCGCAGGGUGCUGAGUUGGGUGCGCUACCGGAUCGGUCGGAGAGGAUUCCUGAGAUUCAAGCGCAGGGGGUGGAGGUGUGA